AGUAUCGUCUACACCAUUGUCCGGCCAACAUGUUACCUCAACGCAUCCCCUUCUCCGAAGAUUUCUUUUUCCGUCAGCUCUUCGAUACGGAAAGCAGUACCUACACCUAUUUAUUGGCCGAUUUGACUACCCAUGAGGCCAUUAUUAUUGAUCCAGUUUUGGAACAGGCCAAACGUGAUGCCCAAUUGAUUAAGGAUUUGGGUUUCACUUUGAAAUAUGCCGUCAACACCCAUAUGCAUGCUGAUCAUAUUACCGGCAGCGGCUGGUUGAAACAAUUAUUGCCCGGCUGUAAAUCGGUUAUUUCCGAGGCAAGUGGUGCAAAGGCUGAUAUUAAAAUCCAUGAAGGUGAUAAAAUUGAAUUUGGACGUCAUGCCAUUGAAUCGUUGGCUACACCCGGCCAUACCAAUGGUUGUAUGACCUAUGUUAUACCCGAACAAGGUUGUGUCUUUACGGGAGAUACUUUGUUGAUUCGUGGUUGUGGUCGCACUGAUUUCCAAGAGGGCAACUCAAAGAGCCUUUACGAAAAUGUACAUAGCAAAAUAUUCACCCUGCCUGAGAAUUUCCGCAUCUACCCUGCUCAUGAUUACAAAGGUCAAAUGGAAAGUUCAGUAUUUGAAGAGAAGAAAUACAAUCCUCGUCUAACAAAAUCUUUGGAAGAAUUUAUUAAUAUUAUGGAUAAUUUGAAUUUGGCCUACCCUAAGAAAAUUGACAAAUCCUUGCCAGCCAAUAAGGAAUGUGGUCUCUAUGACAUACCCAAGGAAAAUUAAAGGAAAUUAAA
Molecule: messenger RNA, 778 nt
Organism: Musca vetustissima
Lineage: Eukaryota; Metazoa; Arthropoda; Insecta; Diptera; Muscidae
Product: persulfide dioxygenase ETHE1, mitochondrial
Exons: 5
Coding region: 30-767 (245 amino acids)
Biological process (GO): hydrogen sulfide metabolic process; glutathione metabolic process
Molecular function (GO): sulfur dioxygenase activity
Source: RefSeq, a predicted model, not a curated record